GGUAUUGCUACAGCCUGUCGGCGACGAUUUAAAAAGUCUUACGCUAUCCAGAGUCCGCCAAAAUGAGCUACUUAGAAAAAGUUGAUAAAUACUUAGACUCCCUCAAAGUGGGGAAAAGUGCAAUGGUCGACUCAUGGUUCAUGAUGUCGAGUCCUUCGCCCAUCAUCGGCGUGGUGAUAGCAUACCUAGUGGUGAUCAGGCUGGUGCCGGUGAUAAUGAAGAACCGCCCGCCGAUGCAGAUGAACAAACUCAUCACUUACUACAACGCGUCGCAAGUCCUGUUGGCGACUAUGAUUUGUGCAAAGGCAUUCAAGUUAAACCUCUUCAAAGAUGGUAUUUUGUAUGCAGGGUGUCGAUAUCCGUCCAAUACGCAAAAUCCUAUGCUGUUAGACUUAGGCUGGUGGUAUUUCUUCGCCAAAUUCACGGAGUUGCUGGACACGGUGUUCUUCGUUCUACGAAAGAAGAACAGUCAGGUGACCUUCCUCCACGUGUACCACCAUGUCAUCAUGGCAGUAUACUCGUGGAGCUAUCUCAAGUUCGCUGCAGGUGGACAAGGGGCGAUCCUGGCACUCCUCAACUCAAUCGUGCAUGUGGUCAUGUACACUUACUACCUCCUCUCAGGGCUGGGGCCUCGCUUCCAGAAGUACCUGUGGUGGAAGAGAUACGUGACCAGAAUGCAACUGAUUCAAUUCGCGUUAAUGCUUGUCUACUGCGCAUGGACCCACUUCUCCCCGCGCUGCCAGUACGCUUCUGGCUUCACCUACUUCAUUUGCGCCAACGUCACAAUCUUCCUUCUGCUCUUCCUAAACUUCUACUCAAAGAGCUACAAAGCCAAAAAGAACGUCGAGAAGGAAAUCAAGGAGGUACACGAAAAGACAAGGAACGGUAUCAAAAGUAAUGGUGUUAAAACCAACGGCGUCACUCAGAGCGAAGAAAAUGGGAAAAUACACAAAAAUGCUGAUGACGAUACGCCGUAUGAAGUAAAUAACAUCUGCGGGGACUAUGAAAAAGACGGAAAAGUAUUUUUGACAAGACGCACGGCCAAAACCGCAUUCGGUCCCCAGUACGAUUUCGAUAGUAUAAUAAAGAAAUGAUUCAAUUUCAUAGACUGUGGAUAGCUUCUGUUGAGACUGAUGUUUGUGAUGACACAGAUGAAAGUUUUAAUUUAGAUAAGGCAAUAAGAAUAAAGGGGGUUUUAGUUUUAAGUACGCUAAGAUAUAAUUUAUUGGCUGUUGGAAGGGUUCUUUCAAAAUCUACUUUGCCUGUGAUAGAUAUUGUGAAAAUUACUUUUAUGAGAAUCACAUUUUUUCCAAAAAUGACGGUGAAUGGUUGAAAGAUCUCUCUCUGACUCGACUUCAAUCUUCUCAGGAAAACAAAUUCUAAAGUUUCAGCAUAUCGUAGGUUAUUGCAAGAUAAAUUUACGCUAACGUUUUAAAUUACAAAACAUUACAGUGAGAAGAUACGCUUUAAU
Molecule: messenger RNA, 1471 nt
Organism: Ostrinia furnacalis (Asian corn borer)
Lineage: Eukaryota; Metazoa; Arthropoda; Insecta; Lepidoptera; Crambidae
Product: elongation of very long chain fatty acids protein 7
Exons: 6
Coding region: 63-1094 (343 amino acids)
Biological process (GO): fatty acid elongation, monounsaturated fatty acid; fatty acid elongation, saturated fatty acid; sphingolipid biosynthetic process
Cellular component (GO): endoplasmic reticulum membrane
Molecular function (GO): fatty acid elongase activity
Source: RefSeq, a predicted model, not a curated record